UCCCGGCCGCCCUCUGGCCGGACCCCUGCAGAGCAGUGUACUGUACGCCGGAGCUUCUCGCCCAACUGGGUAGUGAAGCCCGUGCCCCACCAUGCCCGUCCCGGCCUGGGCACGUGUGGCAGGUAAUUAAGGGCGUGUGCAAGAGGAGUGCCCACUUUUCCCACCAGUUUCAUGGUGACUGUGAUACUUAUGAAGGGAUGGAGGCGGAUAACUGGAGUGACGGUGACGCCACCCGCAGGAGGUCUGCCUUACACAGAGUGUGGCGAGCCCUUGUCGGGUUCCUGCGGCGCCUCAGACCCUGGAUCUGGUUUAGGGCUCGCUCCAGCACCUGGAGGGUGAGUCAGUGGGGUGCCGGGCAACAGCCGCCGGUGCAGGAAGCGCGGGUGCUCGUGCUGGGGGCUUCCGACACCGGCAAGUCCACCUUCAUGAAGCAGAUGAAGCACGUGUUCGGCAGAGGGUAUCCUGUUGACGACCGCAGAAGACACCAGCCCCACAUCCGUCGCAACCUGUUAGAGAGUCUACACAAGAUUGUCGUCGCUAUGGGCAACUACGACAUUAUUUAUGACACCCUUGAAACUGAGGCUGCCGCUCAGAGGUUCACCGACAUGGAACACUUAGAUGAAUUUCUUCGUGAGGACGCCCCAAUAGACCCCCUGCUGGUAGAGCAGACGAGGCUGCUGUGGUCUGACUCCGGUGUCCAGAACGUAUAUCUUCGAGGCAAUGAGUACCACCUCAUGUCUAAUGCCGAACACUUCAUUAGCCACGCGGACAGGAUCCUCAACGAGAACUACAUACCCACCGUGGAAGACAUAUUGCGAAUGCGGUACCCAACGCGGGGCUCCGUGACGUCCACGUAUGAUCUCGGCGACAUAAGGAUGACGAUGCACGACAUUGGAGGGCAGAGGCCUGAACGGAGUGAGUGGGUCAACCAGCUUCACGACCCCACCGCCAUACUCUUCCUCGCCUCCCUCUCAGAGUAUGACCAGCGCGUCGAGGAGGCGCCUGAGGACAAGAACCGUGUGGAGGAGAGUCUGGACAUCUUCGAGGACCUGCUCGACUAUCCCCCCUUCAAGGCCACCCCGGUCAUACUCCUCCUCAACAAGUCCGAUAUUUUCCACAGGAAGAUCCAGUACCACAAUCUCAGAGAUUAUUUCCCCAGUUAUGAUGGACCCAGCGACGACGAGCUGACGGGUCGGGACUUCAUCGCGGGGCUCUACAAGGACGUGGCCCUCCGCCAUGGGCGCCACUUCGUCGUCCGCUUCACAGAGGCCACCAACACCGAGAACUUCAUGGCCAUCUUCUCCUUCAUCAGAGCUAACGUCAGUAGGAAUAUUAUGAGCCGAGGCGGCCUCUUCUGACGCCAAGAACGGCGGCAGGAGAGCGAUGAGAUCGUCAGCGGACACACGUUGGGCUUCAACGUUCAGUCAACGAUGCCUGACGUGCUUAAUGUCCCCCUAGGAUCAAUGCAGCUUGACAAUCAAUAUUCCGAUAUUCUAUGCAAGAUCAAAAUCGGUUACUACUAUGUAAAUGAAAUCGUCUAUUGGUCUAAGUGUCCCGCAAAUGGAAAGACUAAAUAAAUGACAUAAACUGCCGUGCUGAAAGGAAACGCGAGGAAUUACAGUGUGGAGUAGACUGUGGUGGGAGAGUCACACUGUGAUGUGUAGUAUACACACUGUGGCGAGCAUGUGUGUGUCCGCCUGAUGGUGGUGUCAGUGCUGGCGAGGUGCUAUAGCUGCCUCUUGCUCAGGACCCCGCCUGAUAACUCGCCGAGGACUCUGGAGAUAACUUGGUGAUGACUAGAUAGAUAACUUGUACAGACUCGAUAGAUAACUUAGUAAUGACUCGAGAGAUAACUUUGUGAAGACUCAGGAAAUAACUUAGUGAUGACUCGGGAGAUAACUUAGUGAUGACUGGAAAUAACUAGUUCACUUGUGUGUCAGAAACUGAUUAUGGCGAAAUAAACAAAUAAAAAUA
This is a messenger RNA of Procambarus clarkii (red swamp crayfish), 1974 nucleotides long. Its product is annotated as guanine nucleotide-binding protein G(q) subunit alpha. Gene Ontology annotation, biological process: adenylate cyclase-modulating G protein-coupled receptor signaling pathway. Gene Ontology annotation, molecular function: guanyl nucleotide binding; GTPase activity; G-protein beta/gamma-subunit complex binding. Lineage: Eukaryota; Metazoa; Arthropoda; Malacostraca; Decapoda; Cambaridae. The record is from RefSeq and is a predicted model, not a curated record. Gene Ontology annotation, cellular component: heterotrimeric G-protein complex.